Molecule: messenger RNA, 456 nt
Organism: Pyricularia grisea
Lineage: Eukaryota; Fungi; Ascomycota; Sordariomycetes; Magnaporthales; Pyriculariaceae
Exons: 4
Coding region: 1-456 (151 amino acids)
Source: RefSeq, a predicted model, not a curated record
AUGCUUGGCGAGGCAAAGUGGUAUCCGUUCAAAGCGGCGGGAAUGCCGAACGCCCAAAAUUCGGCAACAUUUGCCAAAACUAGUGAUGGCGACCAGGUGGGGGAUUCGAAUCCCACGCCGAAAAAGUCCGUCGGGAUAUCGAAACUCAGCCGCAAAAGCAAGCUGGCGCAGUGGCGUUCGGUCUAUGUGGGACUGCGUGCUUCAUACAAAGUAGAUGGCAAGGUCCCGGCCCUGUCAAAACUUCAAAGAAGCAUGUGCCAAUGGCGUCGCCAGCUGGGUUUGGUAACGAUUGUGAAUGAAAGGCUGCUACAACACGCUGUUGUCUAUGAACAUAUCUCAAUCAGUGAAAAUGAUGAUAUUCAACGGCCGGACGUUUUGACAAAGACGCCGUCUGGUAGCAGCGGCCGAUUUAUCGUCGAUCUUGGUGGCCAGUCCAUGAAUUAUGACGAGAUUUGA